AUGACCCUUCCACCCCUCCCCCUCCCCCCAGGCGUAACAAGCCGCUACAUCCCAACCCGGGACUUGAACAUCCACAUUCUGGAAUCAGGUCACGACCCCCAAACCACCAAACCCCUAAUAAUCCUCCUCCACGGAUUCCCCGAGAUCGCCUACUCCUGGCGCCGGGUCCUCCCCCAACUAUCCCAAGCAGGCUACCACGUCGUAGCACCGGACCAGCGCGGUUUCGGCCGCACAACAGGCUGGGACAACAGGAGCUACUCGCAAGUCGAUCUAGCGACAUUUUCGCUCUCGACUCUCGUACGCGAUAUCGUACUCCUCGUUCAUGCCCUGGGCUAUCGCAGCGUUGCCUGCGUCGCGGGUCAUGACUGUGGUGCCGUGUCGGCAGCCAUGUGUGCACUCAUGAGACCGGAUUUCUUUCACUCUGUCGCGCUAAUGAGUCACCCCUUCAAUGGGAGUCCGGAGCUGCCGCUGGGUGUGGAUGGGGGUGCGGUGGGUGGAGGGACAGAGGGGUCGGCGGGGGAUGUGCAUGCGGCGCUGGCGGCGCUGGGGCGUAAGCACUAUAAGUGGUAUUAUUCGACUGAGGAGGCGGGGCCGGAGAUGUCGAACUUGGCGGCGGAGGAGAUGCGGGCGUUUCUGCGUGGAUAUUUCCAUUUGAAGAGUGGGUCGUGGGCUGGGAAUCGGCCUCAUGCGUUGGGGAAAUGGGCUGCUGAGGACCUGGUGAAGUUGCCUGGGUAUUAUAUCAUGCCGGUUGAUAAGACGAUGCCAGAGACGGUGGCCAUUGAUAUGGCUGCAGAGCCGGCGGAGGCAUCGAAAUCGUGGUUGCCGGAUGACGAGCUUGCUGUUUAUGCUGGGGAGUAUGGACGGACUGGAUUCCAGGGCGGAUUGAAUUGGUAUCGGGUGCGCACAGCGGCUGGUGGGAACUAUACGCGGGACUUGGAUGUUUUCGCAGGAAAGAAGCUUGAGCCGCCUUGUGCCUUUGUUUCUGGGAAGUUGGACUGGGGAAACUACCAGGAGCCUGGAGCGAUUGAGAAGAUGAAGAACGGGAUAUCGUGUGCUGACCUUCGGAUUCUACGAUUAGUGGAUGGAGUUGGACACUGGACACCACAGGAGAGUCCCAAUGAGGUCUCGCGAGCUAUUUUGGAUUUAGUUGGUGGCCUGCGCGAGCAAUUGUAA
Messenger RNA from Penicillium salamii, 1173 nucleotides. Lineage: Eukaryota; Fungi; Ascomycota; Eurotiomycetes; Eurotiales; Aspergillaceae. The record is from the annotation of a GenBank genome assembly.